GUUGCACCUAGAUAUACUAUCAAAAUAGCGAUAUACCUGCGACUAACUGACGUUUGACGGGUCGUGUGCGCUCGCUGUGAUCUUUAUAAAUACAUGACACGGGUAUUGUAACUAUUUAAAAACAGUUUGCGAAUAAAUUGGUAGUCACAAUGGCAGAGGAGGAUCUCAAUGACGAUGGGAAUGAUAUGAACACGAAAUUCGGUUUGAGGUUACGCGGUAGAAAAGGUGCGCUGAAAAAGAAAAAUGUUUAUAAUAUAAAAGAUCACCGGUUUAUACCGAGGUUCUUCAAGCAGCCGACGUUUUGUUCGCACUGCAAGGAUUUUAUAUGGGGAUUUGGAAAACAAGGAUUUCAGUGCCAAGUUUGUAGUUUCGUUGUACACAAAAGGUGCCAUGAGUAUGUAUCCUUUACUUGUCCCGGAGUUGACAAAGGAGCAGAUUCCGAUUUUGAGGACACCCGAACGCGACACAAUUUUAAGGUGCAUACAUACUCAUCUCCUACAUUUUGUGACCAUUGUGGUUCGUUAUUAUAUGGCGUAAUUCACCAAGGAAUGAAGUGCUCAGCAUGUGAUAUGAACGUUCAUAAACGAUGUGAAGAGAGCGUUCCGAAUUUAUGUGGUUGUGAUCAUACUGAACGUAGAGGCAGAAUACAGCUAAAAAUCAACUGUAACGGAAGCAAACUAACCAUAGAAGUUUUGCAAGGAAAAAAUCUCAUUCCGAUGGAUCCAAACGGUCUGAGCGAUCCAUACGUUAAACUCAAACUCAUUCCAGAUUCAGACAAUGUUAAAAAGAAAACGAGGACAAUCAAAGCGAACCUUAAUCCAGUGUGGAAUGAAACGAUAACUUUUGAGCUCAAACCCGAGGACAAAGACCGACGGCUCCUCAUAGAAAUCUGGGAUUGGGACAGAACAUCUCGAAAUGAUUUCAUGGGUUCGUUGUCCUUCGGGAUAUCAGAAAUCCUCAAAGCUCCCGCGAAUGGUUGGUUUAAAUUGCUCACAGAAGAAGAAGGGGAAUUUUAUAAUGUACCCGUUCCGGAAGAAGGCGUUGACAUGGUCACUAUAAAAAACCAACAAAGGAAAGCGUCUAUCACUAAGAAACCUUCUUUGAUGGUUGACAAAGAUGUGCCGCAUAAUAUGGGGAAAAAGGAUAUAAUAAGGGCUAGUGAUUUUAAUUUUUUGAUGGUGUUAGGAAAAGGAUCAUUUGGAAAGGUGAUGUUGGCGGAGAGAAAAGGCACCGACGAACUGUACGCUAUAAAAAUUCUAAAAAAAGACAUCAUCAUUCAAGACGAUGACGUCGAGUGUACAAUGGUUGAAAAGCGGGUGCUGGCUCUUUCGAGCAAACCUCCGUUUCUCGUGCAACUACACUCGUGUUUUCAAACAAUGGAUCGUUUAUAUUUCGUCAUGGAGUACGUGAAUGGCGGAGACUUAAUGUUCCAGAUACAACAGUGUGGGAAAUUUAAAGAGCCUGUCGCAGUAUUUUACUCAGCUGAAAUAGCAAUCGGAUUAUUUUUCCUUCACUCUAGAGGUAUCAUUUAUCGCGAUUUAAAACUUGAUAAUGUUCUUUUGGAUCAAGAUGGGCAUAUCAAAAUCGCCGAUUUUGGCAUGUGCAAAGAAGGAAUCAAUGGUGAUAAAACUACCAAGACUUUCUGUGGUACACCCGAUUAUAUCGCACCAGAGAUAAUUCUAUAUCAACCGUAUGGAAAAUCUGUGGAUUGGUGGGCGUAUGGUGUGCUCUUAUACGAAAUGCUAAUUGGUCAACCGCCAUUCGACGGGGAGGAUGAAGAAGAACUAUUUGCAGCAAUAACGGAUCACAACGUCAGUUAUCCCAAAGGGUUAUCGAAAGAAGCGAAAGAUGUGUGCAAAGGAUUUUUGACUAAAUACCCAAACAAACGAUUGGGUUGUGGAGGAAGAGGCGAAGAAGAUGUGAGGUCGCAUGCAUUUUUCAGACGCAUAGACUGGGAUAAAAUUGAAAAUAGAGAAGUUCAGCCUCCAUUCAAACCUAAAAUUAAACAUCGUAAAGACGUGAGCAACUUCGACAAACAAUUUACAUCAGAAAAAACCGACUUGACACCAACCGACAAACUGUUCAUGAUGAAUCUGGAUCAAACCGAAUUCAUGGGUUUUUCGUUUCUCAAUCCCGAAUUCGUCCAGCACGUUUAAAAUCUCACGGGUUUUCGUUACACCCGAAACCAAAUUUAUAUGUAAUUCGGUCAUUUUUCUUUUUCCGAAAAAUCCGAGUUUCGACAAAUGAAAGUAAUAAAAUGAGGAUGAUGAUGAAUUUGAGUAUGAAGAUCUACAUAUCCAUAAAAAAAAUGAUGAAACAAUAUAUUUAAGGAUGUACCUAACUAUACUUAGUUUAGUAUACUUUUAGACAUAGGCUAUUUUCAAGUUCCGGCACUGACUGCUUCAUAUGUAAAAAUUGUCAGUAACAAAUAAUAUUUAUUUGAUUAUUUUAAAAACUACAUAUCAAUAUUUGAUAUUUAACAUCUUUUUCCCUUUCAGAACAAUUAAAAAUUACUGAUAGAAACAAUGCAACUUUUUUAUCUUAGCUUUAUUUUUUUAAAUAACAUUCUUACACAAUUCGUUCACCC
Psylliodes chrysocephalus is the source of this 2587-nucleotide messenger RNA. NCBI's taxonomy places the organism in Eukaryota, Metazoa, Arthropoda, Insecta, Coleoptera, Chrysomelidae. The record is from the annotation of a GenBank genome assembly.